This is a messenger RNA of Tetrahymena thermophila SB210, 3630 nucleotides long. RefSeq lists its product as hypothetical. The record is from RefSeq and is a predicted model, not a curated record. NCBI's taxonomy places the organism in Eukaryota, Ciliophora, Oligohymenophorea, Hymenostomatida, Tetrahymenidae. The transcript is spliced from 3 exons.
AUGAAUUUUGAUUAGCUAGAAAAAAUUAUAGCUAAGAAUUCUAGCAUUAAAGGAUUGUUGACAAAGUAAACAAAUUCAUCUACUUAAAAUGGUGAUUUAUCUAUUCUUCACAAUACAAGUUUAAAUAGCUUAUAAAAUGCAUAAAGUGAAAAAGUUAAUGAAACAAAUUAAAAUUUAAUCAAUACACAAAAUUCACCUUAUUAGGAUUAAAGAACACUAACAAUGAAAUCAACAGAAAAGUCAUUUUUGACUAAUGAUAAUAUUUCAUUCAAUUUGUAAACUACUUAAUAAACAUAAUGUGGAAAUAAUGAGACUGUAGGAUUAUUAAAAGAGUAAUUAACUAAAAUAAAACUCCUGACUAAUGACUUGCAAAUGAAAGACCAUUAAAUAGACAUUUUAAAAGAAUAAGUUUAAGAACUUGAAACUGAAAAGACUUAGCUUGAAUAAAAUUUUUAUGAUUUACAGAAGCAAAUAAGGUUUAAUGAGGAUGAUUUUAAUAUUCGUUUAUUAUCUCUUUAAGAGAAGAAUGAAUCUCUAUUGGAAUUUAAUCAUUAGCUCUAGUAGAGAAUACAAAUUUAAAAUGAAUAAAUAACAUAAUACUAAUCAGAUAUAACACAGUAUCGAUUAGCUAUUGAAAAAUAUGACAUAGAAAAAUAAAAUCUUAUCAGUGAAGUUAGCCAAGUCAAGGGAGUACUUAAAGGGAUUUAGUAAAGUACGAUUGGAAGUAGAGAAUAGAUGGCUCUUUUGCUCAGUGAAAAUGAAAAUAGAGGAAUUGAGCUAGAGAAAAAGAGGAUAUAAAUUGAAUAACUAGAAUAAGCCAACGACAAAAGCAAAGGGAAAAUAGAAAAAUUGGAAAAAAAACUAGCUUCAAAGGAAGAUAAGAUAAGUGAAAUGGAGCAAUAAAUUUAAAAAGUUGAAAAAUUAACUGCAGAUAAUCAAAAGUUUUCUUCAGAAAAUUCUUAAUUAAGAGUCGAUUUAAGUGCUCUUAAAAUGAGAUAUGAGGAAUCAAUGAGGUCUCUUGAGGACACAAGAGCAAGCUUAGCUAGACAAAUCUAAUCUAAGAGCUCAUUAGAAGAAAACAUUGAUAUUUUAUAAAGAGAUUUAUAAUAAUCAAAAAAAUGUUAAGCAGAAAUUAAAAAAAGGAGUGAAUAGCUAAUAAAUGAUAAUUUGCAAUUGAAAGAGUAAUUAAUUGAGUUAGAGUAAAUAAAUAGGAGGAUGUAGAGGGAUUCAGAUUUAAUUAUUUAAGAGAUCUCUGAAUUUGCUAAAGAUAAGCUUGACGAAUUUGAGGGAGAUCAAGCACUCCUCUAAAUAAAAAACUAAACUUCUACUUUAAUUUAAGGUAAUCAUAGUCAUAACUAGAGUUAAAAUGAGGUAAACUCUAAAGGCUCUUAUAACAUGAAUUAACAUUAAAAUUAUGAUGAUGAAGAAUGUAACGAAGAAGAUGAAGAAGAUUAAGAUGAUGAUAAUUAAACCUAAAACCAAACUCAUAAUAAAUCUGCCUAAGAUACUUCUAUUUCUAAUAGCUUUUCUAAUUAGAGUAGAGCAAGUAUAAGAGGGUUCUAGAAUGCUAUUAUAAGUAAUCGUUUGGCUAGUUUAGAUUCUUUUAACAAAAAGGAACAAAAAAGAAGUAAAAGCAAUACAAAACCUCCAAAAACUACAUAAAAAAAAUAAAUUAUCACAAAAAGAAAAAAAUCAAAUUAGAAUCAAGUCGAAAAUGUUCAGAGCUAGUAAAUAACUAGUUAAAAUACGCCAAGGCAAUAUAUUGAUUUAGAGCUUCUGAUUCCUUAAGAAUAAUUAAAAAUUAGAAUAGGGUAUUUUGCAUAAAUGGUUGGAAUGUACAAAAAGAAAGUAUCAAUUUUAGAAAGCUAGUAAUAAAAUUUAAAUUCAAAUAUUGAAAAACUGCAAGAUCACAUAGAAUAAUUGCAGUAGAUGACUAUUUUAAAUAAGGCACAACAAGAAAAUACAUUAUUUGCUGUCAAAGAAGAAUAUGAAGAAAAAAUUAUGAGGAUGAAAGAAUUAUUUGAAUAGAAUGAAUAAGAAUUCUAAAACAAACUUUAUAAUUGUGAUGAUCAAAUCAUGUCUCUCUAAGGGGAAAUAGAAUAUCUAAAGCACGAUUAGCAGCAAAAAGAAAAAGAAUUUAUAGAUGUUUCUUAAAAAUAUUUUGAGGCAGAAAAGAUUAAUUAAAAUUAUUAUAAAUUGGAGCAGGAAGUUUAAAAUAUGGAAAAUAAAAUAUAAUUAUUUACUUCAGUAAUCGAGCAAUUUUUAUAUGGGUUUUUUAAUAUGCACAAUAAAUUAUAAACUAGAUCGAUGGAUGUUAUAGUAUGCAAAAAAUUUUUUGAGUAUUUUAGCACUCUUAAUUAAGUUUUAAACCCUUUUGCAGAAAAGCAUAACAUUAGCUAAGCUAAACAGAAUAAUUAAUAGUAAUAAAGGAAAGAUUAAAUUUAUAAGCUUUUUAGAAAAGGAGUCUUCUCUGUAUUAUUUAUUGUUAAAAUAAAAAAAACAAAUGUUAAAGGCGAUUUUAGUAAUGCUGCUUCAGGUUACUGGCCAAACAAAACUAUUAAAAAUUCAUUUUUAUCAAAAAAAACUUAAUAAUAUGACAAAUUAUCUGAGCAAAUUAAAAGAAUUAUUGAUAAGAAUUGCUAAAAAAGCUCUUCAAGUGGAUUUGAGAAGGAAGCUUUAUAGUCUAUAGGAGAAUUACUAGAUAAAUUUAAUUAAACUAUUCCUUAAUAUUUAUUUUAAAACACUUAAAAUAAUUUUCAAUAAAAAAAAGAAAACUCACUAAGUUUAAAAGCAUAAAAAGAUGCAAAUAAAAUUUCAAAGUUGAUUAAGCAGAAUGAGACUUUUUAAAUAGAGUUAAAUAAAAUGACAUAAAGAGUAUUGGCUCUAAGCGAAUAUACCAAACAAAUAGAGAGCUAAUUCAAGGAUUAAGAGAAUACAGUUGAAAAUAAAUACAAAAGUUAGCUGCAAGAAAAAGAGAAUACCAUUUAAAAUUUAAAGCAUCAACUUAAUUUAAAUCAAAAUAUUAAUAGCCUAUCUCAAAAUAGCUAUAAUUAUAGCGAACAUAACCUUUAAUAAAGUGUUUAAACCCUCAAUAAAAUAUAAUCCUACCAAUAAUUUAACUCUCCUGCUUAAAGCAAUUUACUAAGCAACCAACUUAUCCCUCCUCUUCCAACUUCAGCAUAGUCAUUUAACUAAUUAUAAUAAUAAAUAUAAACUCAACAAUAUACUUAGUAAUAGCUGCAAACUUCUUAAACAACAGAAGAGUCUAGACCUUUAAUUAAAAACUAGUCUUCAUUGAUUAAAAAGUUUUAUUCAUAAGGGAAUCAUAACUCACUUGAAUAAAAUUUGAAUCAGUCUCAAAACUAUUAGUAAAGAGAUUAAUUUUAGCAGAAUUUUUAGACAACAAACUAUGAAAACAAUCUACAAAAUUAGAAUGAUUUUUCAAAUAUUGAACCUUCCCAUUCUCUCAUACAUCAAAAUCACUAAAACGAUCAUAUAUCAGUAGACUCACUCCAAAAUGAACUAAGUAAAAUUAUGUAAAGAAAAAAUUUAAGAGAUUCAAGUAAUAAUUCAUCAGCUUCUAAAUUAGUAAAAUGUCCUGGUAAAAUAGUAAGAAACACUAACAAAUGA